Messenger RNA from Arabidopsis lyrata subsp. lyrata, 871 nucleotides. Its product is annotated as 60S ribosomal protein L12-2. Gene Ontology annotation, cellular component: cytosolic large ribosomal subunit; ribosome. The coding region runs from base 92 to 592 and encodes 166 amino acids. The transcript has a single exon. Lineage: Eukaryota; Viridiplantae; Streptophyta; Magnoliopsida; Brassicales; Brassicaceae. Gene Ontology annotation, biological process: translation. The record is from RefSeq and is a predicted model, not a curated record. Gene Ontology annotation, molecular function: structural constituent of ribosome; large ribosomal subunit rRNA binding.
CCUCUUCUUCAAAAACCCUAGAAAGCUCAUUUCGCAGCAGCCCCCUCUUCGUUUGCCACUUUGAUCGAGCGAAACUCCAAAUCACAGAACCAUGCCGCCGAAGUUGGACCCGAGCCAGAUCGUCGAUGUGUACGUCCGUGUAACCGGAGGAGAAGUCGGAGCCGCCAGUUCUCUAGCUCCAAAGAUUGGUCCUCUCGGUCUCGCACCAAAGAAGAUCGGAGAAGACAUCGCGAAAGAGACGGCCAAGGAAUGGAAAGGACUUCGUGUUACCGUGAAGCUGACGGUUCAGAAUCGUCAAGCUAAGGUGACCGUGGUUCCAUCUGCUGCAGCUCUCGUCAUCAAGGCGUUGAAGGAGCCAGAGAGAGACCGCAAAAAGGUGAAGAACAUUAAGCAUAAUGGUAACAUCUCUUUCGAUGAUGUGAUUGAGAUUGCUAGGAUUAUGAGGCCUAGAUCUAUUGCUAAGGAGCUGAGUGGGACUGUGAGGGAGAUUCUUGGGACGUGUGUCUCUGUGGGAUGCACUGUUGAUGGGAAAGACCCGAAGGAUCUUCAGCAGGAGAUUCAAGAAGGUGAGAUUGAUAUUCCUGAGAACUAAAGGAACAAUGGAAUUUGAAAUGAUGUUGUUAUCUCUUUCUCCUUUUACCCUAUUUUGUUUUUUGUUUGGGAACUUAGCUGCUAUGAUGUUUCACUUAGAAUGACUCAGUUUUGGAUUAUUAUUCUCUGUUUCACAAUCCAAUCUCAAUUUAUUGUCUUUUGUGUUGAGGUUUUUAGCUGAAAUGCUUUAUAUUUUGGCUUGUAUGUCUGAAGUUUAGAACCUGAAAUUGUGCUCAAAAGUUGGGUGCUUGAUCUGUAUGGGAUGUGAUUGUUGGAGAUA